AUGACGUCGGUGAUGGAAAAUAGUCUACCGACACCACCAGCCGAAAGGACUGUGUCGUUCGUGCUGCGAGGCAUCCAGGACACGGCAUUUGAAGACAGGCCUGUGCGUCCGCUACAUGAUGGCGAAGUGCGUGUCAACGUACGACAGACGGGGCUGUGCGGCUCGGAUUGCCACUAUCGCUCACACGGUCGGAUUGGUGAGUUUGUAUUAACGAGUCCUAUGGUCCUGGGACAUGAGUCUGCCGGGAUCGUCACAGAGGUGGGGCCUGGCGUCAAGUCGCACGCCGUGGGUGACCGUGUCGCACUGGAGCCUGGCGUGCCGUGUCUGUCGUGUGGAUUGUGCCUCGAAGGCAAAUACAACCAAUGCCGCAAGCUCGUGUUUGCUGCAACACCACCCUACGAUGGAACGCUUGCGACGUACUACAACAUCCAUGCAUCGUUUGCGCACAACGUCCCGGACACCAUGUCGCUCGAAGAGGCAUCGCUCAUGGAGCCUCUCAGUGUCGCUGUGCAUGCAGUAGUGACGCGUGCCGGCGUGCGUGCACUGCAGAAUGUGUUGGUGCUGGGCGCUGGACCCAUUGGCCUGUUGUGUGGUGCCGUGGCGCGUGCAUACGGCGCACGACGCGUGGUCAUGUCGGAUCUCGUGGACGAGAAGCUCGUCUUUGCACGCGAAUUCUGUGCAACGUCCACAUUCAAGCCCAACUCUCCGCAGGUUGGCGAGUCGGAAGGCGACCUGGCAGCACGGACAGCCUGUGCACUGAAGGAAGAACUGGGUGAUGAUGUGCUGCGCAACGAUGGCUUUGAGCUCGUGAUAGAUGCUACAGGCGCUCAGUCAUGCAUCAUGCUCGGUGUUUGGGCAGCCAAACCACAGGGUCGCGUCGUUGCUGUCGGUAUGGGCCGCCCUGAUGUGCUGGUGCCACUUACCCGCCUGUGCCGUGCAGGAGGUGGAGCUUUUGGGAUCGUUCCGCUACAGUAG
Messenger RNA from Malassezia globosa CBS 7966, 975 nucleotides. RefSeq lists its product as uncharacterized. The record is from RefSeq and is a predicted model, not a curated record. The coding region runs from base 1 to 975 and encodes 324 amino acids. Gene Ontology annotation, biological process: D-sorbitol catabolic process. The transcript has a single exon. Lineage: Eukaryota; Fungi; Basidiomycota; Malasseziomycetes; Malasseziales; Malasseziaceae. Gene Ontology annotation, molecular function: L-iditol 2-dehydrogenase (NAD+) activity; zinc ion binding.